AUGCUCUGUGAAUGUCUGAAGGUGGAGCAGCCAGGAGCCUUCGCCCUGGAUGCCCCAGGGGAGGACAUGAAAGUCCCCAGCUCUCCGGUGAGAUUGGCAGCAAAAGCCCGACCCUCUGGAACGCUGCGGAGGAAGCUGUCCAGGGUCCCCAGGGAGCCCAUUCCCAGGCCCCCGCCCAGCCAGCUCUCAGGUUUCUGCUGCCUGGGCUGCCGCAGCCACGGCCCAGAGUCGGGGCCUGGGAGGGCGGCAGCAUGGGGGCCUGAGCCGGAGCCCCCCGGGGACGAGGGUGCUGACAGCCGCCAGCCGCCACCGCCGGAGCCCGCCGCCCAGGAGCCCGGGAGCCCUCCAGGUGCUGAGGUGCCCUACUGCGACCUGCCCCGCCGCCCGCCUGCCGCUGAGGACCCGCUCAGUGCCUCGACCUCCGGCUGCCAGUCUGUGGUGGGCCUGGGCCUUGGAGCAGGGCCUGAGAGGGGCCCAGCGGCAGGCCUUCCCGCAGAGGGCCCCACAGCUGCCCCCAGGAGCAGGAGCGGAGCCCCGGAGGCAGUGCCCUAUUUGGAGGGCCUGGCCUCCUCCCUGUGUGGCAUCUUCGACGAGAGCCCUGACUCUGGCACCAGCUGCAGCCCUGACUGUGACACCGCUGAUGAUACCAGCAACUCGUCCUCUGUGGACGGGGACAUUGUCGAGAGGCGGGAGGAGGCCUCUAGCUGGGACGAGCUCACCGUGAUGAUCCCUCGCAAGCUGCAAGAAGGGCCAAGAGCUGACAGUGCCCGAAAGGCUCCAUCUCUCCUCGCCCGGUCUCCUGUGGGAGGAGACGCCGCAGGCCAGAGAAAGGAGGAUACUGGUGGUGGGAGUCGAAGCGCUGGACAGCACUGGGCGAAGCUCCGGGGAGAAAGUGGCCACUUCUUGGAGCGGCACCGGUCGUCACUAACGCAGGCUUCCUCUGGGUUAUCACAGAGUGGACCUCGAAGUACCACCCCUCAGGCUUCCUCUGUCCAUCGCUCUGCGCAAAGAGACGUCGCCCACACUGCUUCCACACAGCCCGAUCCCCCCCGAGCCUCCUCUCCCCCCCAAAGUGCUCAACGGGACAACCCGAGAACCUUGUCCAACCAACAGGACACCCCCAGGACCUCUUCCACACAGCGGAACACCCCCAGAGCGUCCUCUCCCUCAAGAAUCGCUCAACGGGAUAACCCCAGAACCUCAUCCACCCAACGAAGCAAUCCUCGCGUUUCCUCUGCCCCGAGAGCUGCCCAGCAGGACAACUCCAGAUCCUCUUCUACUCAACAGGACAACCCUCAGACUUCUUUUCCUACGUGUACUCCCCAGCGGGAAAAUUCUAGAACAUCCUGUGCCCAACGGGACAACCCCAGAGCCUCCUCUCCCAACCGAACCAUCCAGCGGGAAAACUCUAGAACGUCCUGUGCCCAACGGGACAACCCCAGAGCCUCCUCUCCCAACCGAACCAUCCAGCGGGAAAACUCUAGAACGUCCUGUGCCCAACGGGACAACCCCAGAGCCUCCUCUCCCAACCGAACCAUCCAGCGGGAAAACUCUAGAACGUCCUGUGCCCAACGGGACAACCCCAGAGCCUCCUCUCCCAACCGAACCAUCCAGCGGGAAAAUUCCAGAACUUCUUGUACUCAGCAGAACACCCCCAGAACUUCUUCCACACAACGGGACAACCCACAGUCCUCUUCCUGUCGGCGGGAUAACCCCGGAACCUCCUCCCCUCAGCGCUGCACCCAACAGAAUAAUCCCGGACCACCAACUCCCCAUCGCUCCACUCAACGGAACAAUCCCAGGAGUUCUUCUCCCCAUCGUACUAACAAAGACAUUCCCUGGGCCGACUUUCCCCUCCGGCCCACCCAGAGUGAUGGCCCCCGAACCUCUUCUCCAUCUCGCUCCAAGCAAAGUGAGGUUCCCUGGGCAUCCAUCUCCCUCCGGCCAACUCAGGCUGACAGGCCUCAGACCUCGUCUCCCACUAGAGCAGCUCAGCACACCCCGCCCCAGCCAUCCUCUGGCCCUGCCCAGCACAACGCUCCAUCCCGGGCCGCUGCCGCCUCCCACAACCCGGGCCAACAUAGUGCCUCCCGGACUUCCUCGCCUUUACACCCAGCUACCCGUGGGACAGCCCAGACCUCUUUUGAUUCCUUCCAGUCUCCAUGUGCUGUGUGCAUUGGGUACCGGGACGCGCCCCGAGCCUCUUCACCGCCUCGCUAUUUGCAACAUGACCCCUUCCCCUUCUUCCCAGACCCUCGUGCCUCUGAGAGUGAUUCACCCCACCAUGACCCCCCCUAUAUCCCCCCCGCUGUGUGCAUUGGACACCGGGAUGCCCCCCGGGCCUCCUCACCCCCUCGCCACACCCAGUUUGACCCCUUUCCCUUCCUCCCAGACACAUCAGAUGCUGAGGCUCAGUCCCCUCAGCAUGACCCUCCUCAGUUCCCCCCACCUGUGUGUAUCGGGUACCGUGAUGCCCCCCGGGCCUCCUCGCCACCACGCCAGGCCCCGGAGCCCGCCCUCUUGUUCCAGGACCUCCCGCGGGCCAGCACUGAGAGCCUUGUCCCCUCCACAGAGUCUCUGCAUGAGCCCCCACACAUCCCCACCCCGGUGUGCAUUGGGCACCGAGAUGCACCCUCAUUCUCAUCCCCACCACGCCAGGCCCCCGAGCCUUCCCUCUUCUUUCAGGACCCCCCUGGGACUAGUAUGGAGAGCCUGGCCCCCUCCACCGACUCUCUGCAUGGCUCCCCGAUGCUGCCCCCCCAAGUGUGCAUCGGGCACCGAGAUGCACCGCGAGCCUCGUCCCCACCCCGCCACCCACCCAGUGACCUAGCGUUCCUGGCAUCCUCACCUCCGCCAGGCAGCUCAGGGGGCUCUCGGGGCUCAGCACCCCCCGGGGAGACCAGGCACAACUUGGAGAGGGAGGAAUACACCGUGCUGGCCGACCUGCCCCCGCCCAGGAGGCUGGCGCAGAGGGAGCCAGGUCCCCAGGGCAGCAACGGGGGCCGCACCCGCAGCCCUGGCCGUGCAGAGGUGGAGCGCCUCUUCGGGCAAGAGCGCAGGAAGUCCGAGGCACCGGGGGCCUUCCAGGCCCGGGACGAGGGGCGGUCGCAGCGGCCUGGUCAAGGUCAGAGCCAACUUCUCCGAAGACAGUCCAGCCCUGCCCUCAGCAGGGAGGUAACCACGCCCCUUGCGAAGCAGGCAGAAGCGACGCGGAGGAGCCGAGCAGAGCUCCCUCAUCCCAGGAGCCCCGAGAGGCAACCUGAAAGGGACCGGCGGCUCCGGGGGUCCUCACCGCCCCCAAGGACAUCAGCCAGGACCUCUGAGAGGGAGCGGCGGACAGAAAGACCUCCGGAGAGUGGCCAGGCAGUCCCAAGACAGCCUCUGGGGGGGUGGCAGAGUCAGGAGGAGCCGCCAGGAUCCCGGGGCCCUCACAGACACCUGGAGAGAGGCUGGAGCAGCCAGGAAGAGGGCCCAGGCGUGGGGAGCUGGCAAGGACUUGGGGAGCCUAGCCGGGGGGCUGCCAGAGCCCCAGAGGGAACAUGGAGGGGCCCUCCCCGGGAGUCUGAGGAGAGCUGGGGGCAGCUGGGUGGCCCCCCCUGCCAUAGGGGGCAGUCAGAGGCCUGGGAGGAGCCCCCCAGUAAUGGGUUGCAGGAGCCCCCUGACAGGCCAGCUCAGAGGGGCUGGGGCAGUCCUCACCAGCCUAAGAGCCCCCCAGAGACCUUCAGGGAAGGGCCAGCAGAGUUCUCAAAAUCCUGGAGGCCUGAGACACCCACUGUUACGGGCCGGGGAACUGAAGGCACAUGCCCACACCUGCAUGGUCCUGAGAGGCGACCUGAGCUUGACUGGCGGGACCUGGUGAGCCUUCUGGGGAUGACCAGAGAGGGGGCCUGGGCCCGCACGGAGGAGCCAACACUCAUAUCCCACCUUCCGAGGCUGGAUUGGGAAGGCCUCCUGGAGUUCCUGCAGGCCCAGCUGCCCCGAAAGGCCCCAGCUGCAGGGCCAGAGCUAGGUUCCGUAGGCACAAAGGAUGGCGAGCAACACAGCCAGCCUGAAGGCUGGGCGGAAGCCACCCUAGUCAAUGGACACAGCCCUGGGCAGUGGCCCCAGAGCUUGGCCCAGCCAUCCAGCCCUGCCUGCGUCUCCACCCAGUGGCCAAAGACCAAAGUGACAAGUGGACCAGAGACCUCAGUUAUGGCUGGUCUGGAGGAGCCAGGCCAGCUGGGGAGCAGGAGCCCUGCGGGUGGCCCCAGCUCACCAGCGUGGGAGUUCCAACCAGAGGCGCCUGAGGGAUCAAAACCAAGAGGAGGCCAAGACUCCCUGAGCGACCAGAAGCGGGCAGACUCGGCAGACAAGAGGCCAGCAGAGGGCAAGGCUGGGAGCCUGCUCAAGGGCCGACUGGUGACCUCAUGGCGGAUGCCCGGGGACCGUCCCACGCUGUUCAAUCCGUACCUGCUGUCUCUGGGGGUCCUCAGGUGGCAAAGGGGUGAGGAGGGGAGCAGCUGUGACUUGCUCCCUCCUGCCCUGUUCACUGCCGGAGAGAAGGGCCCUGGCCAUCUCCAGGAGCCACUGGCUGGCUCUUGGGGUCUCUUCUCUCGCUCGGUGGCCGGACGGAGUCACCUGCACGCGAGGCCGUUCCUUCCGCCCAGCGCGCCCGCGGCCGAAGCCGGCCCCGCCCUCCCUUCCUCCCGCCUCUAUCGGCUCGCUUGGCCCGCCCUCGCGCGCCCGUCCCAUCGCCUCAGGCCCCGCCUCCGGGCCCGUCCCGCGCUCCUAUUGGCCAGCCCGCCGCCCCCGCCGCUGUUUGUCCGAGCUUUCCCGCCGCUCAUUGGCCCCCCCAGGUCCUCCCAGGAAGUUUGA
Molecule: messenger RNA, 4854 nt
Organism: Rhinolophus ferrumequinum (greater horseshoe bat)
Lineage: Eukaryota; Metazoa; Chordata; Mammalia; Chiroptera; Rhinolophidae
Product: TRIO and F-actin-binding protein
Exons: 14
Coding region: 1-4854 (1617 amino acids)
Biological process (GO): positive regulation of substrate adhesion-dependent cell spreading; actin filament organization
Cellular component (GO): actin cytoskeleton
Molecular function (GO): actin filament binding
Source: RefSeq, a predicted model, not a curated record